UGCUAAUACGGUCUGUUCCAAAACUACAGGAAUUGCAAGUUACUGAAUAAAUGGUUGUUGUAAGUUUUCGUUCAACUUACUUGCUCCUUCCGAGUUGUACUUUCUAUAUCGUCUUGCUAAUUCAGCAAUGGCAACCCAGUUACCAUUACAGCGAGCAUUAUCUAUAUCUUUUCCUAUUUGGAUGGCUUUUGCAGACGCCAUUGGUGUUCUUAUGAUUGAAGAAAUGGUUUAAAAAGAGGAAAAAAAAAGCAAACUAGAAACAAAAAAGAGAGUCUGGGUUUUGUUUUUUUACAUUAAUUUUCUAAAAGAGUGCAUAGACUACAAAUCCUACGUAGUUGCACGUGUGUUUUACCGAUGAAAAAAAAAAAGUGUUUUUAUACCGAAAUAAAAAAACUUGUAGACGAUUGUCC
Mucor mucedo is the source of this 410-nucleotide messenger RNA. RefSeq lists its product as uncharacterized. NCBI's taxonomy places the organism in Eukaryota, Fungi, Mucoromycota, Mucoromycetes, Mucorales, Mucoraceae. The coding region runs from base 51 to 215 and encodes 54 amino acids. The transcript has a single exon. The record is from RefSeq and is a predicted model, not a curated record.